AUGCGUAGGCAUUGCAGCCCCCCUCUAAUCCUAAGCGGGUGGGAGACGGUGCAAGCCUUGCUAGUGGCGGAUUCUCGACGUCGCGCUCGAAUAUUGUCGAGAGCGCGGAAGAUCUGUACGCAACCUAGAGUAGAUGAUCUACAAAUCCCGCUGGUACGUCGCAAACAGUUGUUCAUUCGCUCCGCCGUUCUUGGCGGUACCUCGUCGACGGUUGGGACAUUCCCCGGACCUCUUGUUGGAAGCACAUUCUUCUUGAAUGUAGCCGAUCACCUGACCGACACGACAAUGUUGAGAAGCACUAGUAUCCAUUGGCACGGCAUGUUCCAGCAUGGCUCCAGCUGGGCAGACGGUCCAGUUGGAGUGACACAGUGCCCCAUCGCCCCUGGUAACUCAUUUUUAAACCAGUUCUCUGUUCCCGAUCAGGCCGGAACCUUUUGGUACCAUUCCCACCAUUCCACGCAAUAUUGCGACGGCUUGAGAGGUGCUUUGGUGGUUUACGAUCCUUAUGACCCAUACAGGCAUUUGUAUGAUUUUGAUAAUGAAUCAACUGUCAUUACACUUGCGGACUGGUACCAUACCCCCGCUCCAUCCGCUGGCCUCGUCCCUACAGCAGAUUCGACAUUGAUCAACGGGAAGGGUCGUUAUUCUGGCAGACCUACUUCUUCCCUUUCGACCAUCAACGUUCAGCACAGCGCGCGCUACCGCUUCCGCUUAGUCUCGAUUUCUUGCGACCCCAACUUUACUUUCUCCAUUGACGGACAUAACAUGACCAUCAUCGAAGUCGACGGCAUCAACGUUCAACCGACAACUGUGGACUCCAUUCAGAUCUUCGCUGGACAGAGAUAUUCUUUCAUUUUGACGGCUGGUUGGCCAGUUGCUAACUACUGGGUACGUGCACUACCUAAUCUCGGGCCGCAAGGCUUCUCCGGGGGAGUCAACUCGGCUAUUCUCCGCUAUUCUGGUGCUCCUAACUUGGAUACUACAAAUCAGACUACCAGCGUCAUUCCCAUACUUGAAACCAACCUCCAUCCGUUGUCCAACCCAGGCGCUCCAGGAAAGCGAGUUGCUGGAGGUGCUGAUGUCAAUAUCAACCUGAAUAUCGCGCUUAACUUCACGGAAUUUCUAUUCACUGUGAACGGGGCGACUUUUCAACCACCUACAGUACCCAUUCUUUUACAGAUCCUAAGUGGCGCCAAGACCGCACAGGAUUUGUUGCCUACUGGAAGUGUAUAUACCCUUCCUCGCAAUAAGGUUGUUGCACUUUCACUGCCUGGAGGCGCGGCCGGAAGUCCCCAUCCCAUUCAUUUACACGGAACCGCCUUUAACGUUGUGCGUAGUGCGGCAAAUUCAACUUACAAUUAUGUAAACCCUGUCCGUCCGGAUGUGGUCAGUAUAGGAGGAGCUGGAGACAACGUCACCAUUCGUUUUACUACGAACAAUCCGGGCCCAUGGAUUUUGCAUUGCCACAUCGACUGGCAUCUCAACCUAUAUCAAAUUGGUGGUCGUGUUCGCUCAAGACGUUCCGUCGAACGCUACGUGACUAGCACCUAUCCUACCGCAUGGGAUAAACUGUGCCCCACCUACGACGCUCUUCCCACUGAAUUCUUCACAUAA
This is a messenger RNA of Laccaria bicolor S238N-H82, 1614 nucleotides long. RefSeq names its product laccase, multicopper oxidase, benzenediol:oxygen oxidorectuctase (gene lcc5). NCBI's taxonomy places the organism in Eukaryota, Fungi, Basidiomycota, Agaricomycetes, Agaricales, Hydnangiaceae. The record is from RefSeq and is a predicted model, not a curated record. Bases 1 to 1614 code for a protein of 537 amino acids. The transcript has 15 exons. Gene Ontology annotation, molecular function: copper ion binding; oxidoreductase activity.